AUGCGGCCAGAUAUCUCGAAGCCCGUCGCAAUUGGGAAGCCUCUGCAGAUCAAUACAGACUUCAGCGCGCCCAACACGCCGUCGAGCGGGAGCUCUGAGGCGAGCCAGAGCCGGCAUGACGGGGCGGUGGUGAGCCGGGGCGCGAUCAUCGAGCGGAUCCGGCAGCAGCGGGGGACGUUCUGCGGAGAGGUGCAGUGGUGCAGCAACCUCUCGCUGGACGACUGGCGGACGCACUUCCUGGAGAUCACGGAGCGCGGCGUGCUGACGCACGCCCUGGACCGGGACUCGGUCGCGAACCUGCAGUCGACAGUGCAGCGGCAGGAAUCGCUGAUGGGGCGGGCGCCCUCGGCGUCGGCCAUGGCGUCGCAGAACUCGCGCGCGCCGAUCAUCAAGCACCUGCAGGCGUGCUCGCUGCGGCUGCUGAACAACCACCACGGCCCGUUUCCCAUCCUCGAGGUGGGCACCUACCACAACAAGAUAUACCUGCGCAUACGAGAGCAGCGGACGUUUCUGGACAUGUUUUCCUCGCUGCUAUUCUGGAAGUCGCUGCAGUCGACGGGCGUGUUCAGCAAGUUUUCGGUGGUGGCGCCGAUAUUCAAGGCCAUCCCGGAGCCCACCAACCUUCUUGUGUGCCAGUUUAAAAUAUACGGACCUUUGCCGCGGAACAAGCACGUUCCGCUGCUGUCGAUGAAGCGGCCACCGCUGCCCGAUAACGUGGCACACUCUCCCGAGGAGGGCUGGUUUGCUGCGAUGGGCAUGUUGGGCUCUGAUGGAGUGCUGGACUUACUUUUGCAGAGCGAUGGGUCGUUACUCUAUUCCAUAGAUAUCAAGAGGCUGCUGCGUUCCGAAAUCCAGAUCAUGGAUUCCUCGAUCCUACAGAAGGACACAUUCAUGUUCAUUGGGAUACUGCCGGAGUUGAGGAAGCAGCUAGGCAUCUCCAGCAAGGACUCGAUGUUUAUCUCGCGCAUGCGGACCGGAACGGUGCCCCGCCUGUUUUUGCAGUUCCCUCUGAGAAUUGAUCUCGAAGACUGGUAUGUCGCCCUCCACUCGUUCGCGAUGCUGGAGGUACUCUCUCUUAUUGGCACUGACAAAUCAAACGAGCUGCGCGUAUCUAAUCGAUUCAAAGUCAAUAUAUUGGAGGCGGACCUGCGCAUGCUGGAAAUGGAGAGAAAACGCAAGAGAUCUAUGACAGAGCACAGUGACGGCGAACAGGCAAAGCCAAAUACCUAUUCAUUUUAUGCUACUGUAUCUAUAUGGAAUCAGCAGGUUGCCAGGACUUCCAUCGUUUCAGGAAAAUACACGCCAUUCUGGCGCGAGGAAUUUGACUUUAAUUUUUCUGUUAAAGCGAAUAAUAUGCGAGUGAGUAUUAGGGAGAGUACCGGUGAUAAUACAGACUAUUCUGAUAAUGAUACAUUACUUGGAUACAUUGAAAUCUCCCAGGAUAUGAUUAACGAUACGGAAUUGAACAAGGAAACCAGGCUGCCGAUUUUUGCCAUUGACAAUAAGAGUUUCCAAUUAGGCACUAUUUGCAUCAAGCUGGCAUCGAGUCUAAACUUUGUUUUACCAUCAAUUAAUUUUUCCAAAUUCGAAUCUGUAUUAAAAGAAUUUGAUUUACAGGUCAUGACUAACUAUGUUUACGAUACCGCAAUUGCUGACGACCUAAAACUCGAUGGGAUAUCGAACGUGUUUCUGGACGUUUUCCAAGCCAUUGGUCGUGAGAAUGACUGGUUUCAAGCACUGAUCGAAAAAGAAUUGGCAAAGUUUGAUAAAUCCAUCCUCACAAAUAAUCAGAAUAGUGCUCCAUCGACUCAUAUCUACAACUCGCUAUUCAGAGGAAAUUCAAUUUUAUCUAAAUCAAUAGAAAAGUACUUCAACAGGAUUGGUCAGGAGUAUCUGGAUAAGUCCAUUGGGGGUAUUAUUAGGAGGAUUGUCGCGGAGGAAGACAUGUGCGAAUUGGAUCCGGCGAGGAUUAAGGAACCGGACGAGAUCAAGAAGCGCGUUAUCUUGGAGACAAACCAGGCCAAGCUAAUUUCAUGGGCGAAAGAAAUCUGGCACAUAAUUUACAAAACAUCUAAUGACUUGCCCGAUGCAAUUAAGGUGCAGCUAACACAUAUUAGGAAGAAGUUAGAGAUAGUUUGUGGGGAUUCCAACCUGAAGACCGUCUUAAAUUGUAUCUCAGGGUUUUUAUUUUUGAGGUUUUUCUGUCCAGUACUGUUAAACCCAAAAUUAUUUCACAUAGUCGAAGACCAUCCGGACGAGCAAAAGAGACGGCUUUUCACGCUUCUGACCAAAGUAUUAAUGAAUUUAUCCACACUUACGAUGUUUGGCCCUAAGGAGCCGUGGAUGAAUAACAUGAACCACUUCAUCCAGGAACAUAAGGACGAGCUGGUAGAUUAUAUCGACAAAGUUACUCAGCGGAAGUUGGAUUUCAACAAUAAAAUUUUGAAGCUGAGCAACACUGUCGCAAGGCCGAAAUUGGAUAUGAACAAGGAAAUAAUGAGAGAGCUAGCGACUAAUCCGUACCUAAUUGAACGUUAUCUCCGGGAAACGGAGCUAGUGAAUGCGUUUGUGACGUACAGACAUAAAAUAUCGUCUUUGAAUCGGCUGGAUCUUAAACCUGUUACAAUGGAUCAGAUCUCAAGGGAACUCCAGUCGCUUCCUAUAUCACCAACAGACACACCUAAUCUAAGGAUUGGAGAGUUAGAAUUUGAGAAGAUUACCGAAAAUAAUGUAGAGGUCUUUGGCCAGGACAUGCUGAAAUACUUGGAUAAUGAUGAUUCGUCGAUAAAAAAACAAGGUAGAGCAUUGACACCAGAAGACAAUGCCGAUUUGACUAUGCGGUUAGAACAGGAGUCUGACUUGUUGUUCCAUAAGAUAAAACAUUUGACUACUGUAUUAUCAGAUUAUGAAUACCCGAGCGAUAUUAUACUUGGGAAGUCCGAGUACGCGACAUUUUUAGUGGAAAGCGUAUACUACGAUUCCCAGCGAUCUUUAUCACUUGAUUGUGACAAUAUGUUUGCGAAGCGUGAUGGCUUUACAAAGCUUUUCCAAAAUGCACAAACUGUUAAUGCAUUUUUUUCACCAGUAAAAGACGCAGAGAGCUUGAAUGCUUUCAUAAAAAGUAUAGAGUCUACGACACCUGUUGAAGAUUCUCAAGAAAACAAGAAUAUGAAGGGUAAACUCACCAGGAAUUCACCCGCAAGAAAUACGAAACUUUCAAGAUGGUUUAAAAAGGUCUCCUUCUAG
This is a messenger RNA of Eremothecium gossypii ATCC 10895, 3246 nucleotides long. RefSeq names its product GTPase-activating protein BUD2 (gene BUD2). NCBI's taxonomy places the organism in Eukaryota, Fungi, Ascomycota, Saccharomycetes, Saccharomycetales, Saccharomycetaceae. Bases 1 to 3246 code for a protein of 1081 amino acids. The record is from RefSeq and is marked provisional. Gene Ontology annotation, biological process: regulation of GTPase activity. The transcript has a single exon.